AAAGCUCACAGUGUGCCAGGGACCUGCCAAGUGUUCUCUGGGCUGUAUCCCGUUUAAUCCUCACCAGAGCCCGUGAGGUCACUGCUGUGGGGGUCUUCAUUGACAGAUGAGGAAACUAAGUCACAGGCUGGGUUCAGAGGAUCAAACUCGGGCCAUCAGGUUUGGACUGCAAUCUCGUCUAUCUGCUAAGCCACCCCACUGUUAAAGAAUGACAUUCCCCUUAACUUGGGCUCAAAGUCCUAGUUCCUGCCACCAGACUGACUGCAAGCCCUCGUUGUUAACCCCUUUUCACUCACAGUCAUUCCAAAGCAGGUUGUCAUUUGUUAAACCUGGCCUAGACUCGUGGCAGCUUGGGGACUCCGUGUGAAACAAGGGGACUCUCCCCUCCGCUCAUCAUCCUGAAGCCAUCUUGCCCGUAUCAUUGUCAUUUCGACCAUUACUAAGCAUUACUCAGUUCCUCGGCCGUACUGGGAUCGGCAAGUAAAAGACACUAGACGUAUAAACAUCCUGUAAUGGUGACCUCUCUGGGCACGAUUAACUCCGAUGCGCUUCUUGAGUUGCUUUAUAUGCCAUUGUGUGGACAACGAUGUCCUUGAGAUUACCCUGCGAGCUGUGGGCAGCGCUGAGAUUUGAACUGGGGACUCAGAAUUCCGUUCCCAGUUCUUUGAGCAGCCAUUACAUCCUAACAUGGAUGCCACGAUUGUGUGGGGAUGGAAUAUGUUGAGGGGAGUGCCAGGUCUCUAUCCCCAAGAGAGGGGAAUCUCAAGCUCCCAUCUUCCCCUUUAACUAGUCCAGUGACUGAUCAACUUGUCUAAUUUGUGUAACUUCCUUAAUGAGUCUAAGGAUCACACAGACAGAAUGAAUAACUUGCCUGGCAUUAUAGUAAGCUAAAAUAUGAUACCAGCAGAGUUUGUUUGAGCUGCCAAGGCACUAACAAUGGAUACCCAGAAAGACGUCCAACCCCCAAAGCAGCAGCCGAUGAUAUAUAUUUGUAGAGAGUGUCACACCGAAAAUGAAAUAAAGUCCAGAGAUCCAAUCAGAUGCAGAGAAUGUGGACACAGAAUAAUGUACAGGAAAAAGACUAAAAGAUUGGUGGUUUUCGAUGCUCGGUGAAAACGUGAAAUUCAGGAGUGUCUUCGUUCAAACAUUUGCUCCACUGAUGCUUCUCUGUGUAGCUUUACGACUACAACCGUGUACCUAUGGUUUCACUUUAGAAAUGUGAUUGUAUUUUAAUACUUGUAUAAAGGAAGUUUUGGUUUAGCAAAAAAAAAUUUUAAAAAAAAAUAAAAUAAAAUAUGAUACCAAA
This is a messenger RNA of Microtus oregoni (creeping vole), 1306 nucleotides long. RefSeq names its product DNA-directed RNA polymerases I, II, and III subunit RPABC4-like. Gene Ontology annotation, molecular function: DNA binding; DNA-directed RNA polymerase activity; zinc ion binding. The transcript is spliced from 2 exons. Gene Ontology annotation, biological process: DNA-templated transcription. The record is from RefSeq and is a predicted model, not a curated record. NCBI's taxonomy places the organism in Eukaryota, Metazoa, Chordata, Mammalia, Rodentia, Cricetidae. The coding region runs from base 937 to 1113 and encodes 58 amino acids. Gene Ontology annotation, cellular component: RNA polymerase III complex; RNA polymerase II, core complex; RNA polymerase I complex.